AUGAGCGAUUGUGAUAGAGCGAGAGAGAGGGAGAGAGAGGGAGAUUGAGCGAGGGAGCGCUAGAGUGAAAGGGAGAGAGGGACACAUGAGAUAGAGAACCGAGGUACUUUAACUCUGGAUACCAGCUCCAAACACCGGAGCGAUGAGGAUGCUGUUUGUCGUCAUGGCGACGGUCGCAGCCCAUCUCUCGUCUGCUUCUGAAAUGUACGGCACGGUGCGUUCUCCGAACUUCCCCGAGGCGUACCCCCGCGACACCGAGCUGCGCUGGAACAUCAGCGUGCCACGCGGAUACCAUGUCCAGCUGUACUUCACUCACUUCGAUCUGGAGCCCUCCUACCUGUGUGAAUAUGACUUUGUCAAGGUGGAGGUGGAGGAGGAGGUGCUGGGGCUGUUCUGUGGCCGGGAGGUGUCGGACACGGAGCGGGUCCCGGGGAUGGGGGCGCUCUCCUCCUCUAACAACCUCCUCAGCCUCCUCUUCCGCUCUGACUUCUCCGACCAGGAGAACCAUGCUGGCUUCCUGGCUCACUACGCAGCCGUAGAUGUGGACGAGUGCCAGGAGAGGAGUGACGAGGAGCAGUUGUGUGAUCACUUCUGUCACAACUUCAUCGGAGGAUACUACUGCUCCUGUCGCUAUGGUUACCUGCUGCAUACAGACAACCGUACCUGCCGAGUGGAGUGCAGCGGGGGGGUGUAUCGCACGCGGACCGGGGGGUUCAGCAGCGUGGACCACCCCCUCCCGUACCCCAAAAGCUCAGACUGCAGCUACAGCAUCCAGGUGGAGGAGGGCCUGGUGGUGGAGCUGCUCUUUAACCCCACCUUCGACGUGGAGGACCACCCUGACCUGCCCUGCCCCUACGACUACAUCCAGGUGAUUGCAGGAGGCAGAGAGUUGGGUCGGUAUUGCGGAGGACGUUCCCCUGGUCGGGUUGUGACUAAGAGCCACCUGGUGUUGGUCAACUUCCACACAGACGACUCAGGAGACAACCUGGGAUGGAGUCUCACCUACACCACUACAGGAAGUCAGUGUCCGGUUCUGUUGAGUCCUGCCAAUGGCCUGCUGAAUCCCAUCCAAUCAGAAUACAGCUUUAGAGAUCACGUCCUGGUUACCUGUCUGCCUGGAUACAAGCUGCGGAAGGGUGAAGAGUAUCUGGACCACUACCAGUUGGACUGCCAGAAAGACGGGUCAUGGAGCAGUGAUGUUCCACAGUGUCAAAUGGUGGAUUGUGGGAGUCCGGAGGUGCCGCCCUUGGCUCGUGUGGUGUUUGGUAGUCAUGACAACAGCACACGGUUUGGCGCUACCAUGCAGCUCAGCUGUGAAGGAGACGCCUUCCAGCUCCAGCCCAACAUCACCAGUUCCUACAACUGUUCUGAAGGAGGAAUUUGGACAAACUCAGAACUUGGUACCGACCUGCCGACCUGUAUCCCAGUCUGCGGCCUGCCGUCCCGCCCCCUGGCCCAGCAGCAGCGCCGGGUGGUGGGGGGCCGGGCCGCGCCCCCGGGCCUGGUCCCCUGGCAGGUGCUGCUGGCCGUGGAGGACGCGUCCCGGGUCCCCGCCGCCCGCUGGUUCGGGGCCGGGGCCCUGCUGUCGGAGCGCUGGGUUCUCACCGCCGCACACGUCCUGCACUCCCAGAGGAGGGACGCCAGCGUGGUGCCCCUGGAGACCGAACACAUCACGGUGUUUCUGGGUCUCCAUGACGUCAGGGAUAAGCAUCGCUCAACCCGGCGUUCGGUGGACCAGGUUCUUCUCCAUCCAGACUUCCAGCCCCUCAACUACAACAACGACAUCGCCCUGCUGAGGCUGGACCGCCCGGUCCGCUUCACGGGGCUGAUCCGGCCCGUGUGCCUCCCCAAACCACACGGCCAGGACGACUGGCCGACUCCCCUCCCCAACACCCUGGGACUGGUGGCAGGCUGGGGCAUCUCCUCCCCCUCCAAAGCGUCCUCCGGUCUGACCUUCCACCCCAGCCUGACCUCCGACCCCAACACGACCUCUGAGACGCUGCAGUACGUGAAGCUGCCGGUGGUGGAGCAGGCGGAGUGUGAGGCGAGCUACGCCUCGCGCUCCCUCGCCUACAACAUCACCCGCAACAUGUUCUGCGCCGGCUUCUACGAGGGGGGCCGUGACACCUGCCUGGGGGACAGUGGGGGGGCGUUCGUCAUGCAGGAUGAGGGGCAGCAGAGGUGGGCCGUGUUUGGCCUGGUUUCAUGGGGGGGGCCCGAGGACUGUGGGAGCCAGAGGGUGUACGGGGUCUACACCCGAGUCUCCAACUACAUCAGCUGGAUACUAACUCAUCUGGAUACUGACUGACCUGGAUACUAUCUCACCUGAGUUUGAAGAUCUUUACACACUCCUUUAUUAUUACCUCAUAAUAAACCACUUCACAGCCACUACUGCAGUAUAGUAGUGUCCUAUAGCUCCAUUUAAUAGGUUAGCUUCAUUUAAAAGCUUUGUUUUUUAUACUGUAGAAUAUGCUAGCUUCAUAUAGUAGCUUAGCUUUGCAUAUUGUUAAAUAGGCUAGCUUUCUGUAAUAGCUUAGGUUUUUUUUAUAAUUUAGCAAAGGCUAGCUUUAAAUCAUAUGUCAUAGAUGAGGGAGAAAGAGAGAAGAGGGAUGAGAAAAUAAGCUAUUUGGUUCUCUGAAGAGUCAUAAUGUCCAAAAGCUAAACUAUGUGGCAGCUAAAUAAGCUAGCAGCUACUGUACCAGGUGCUGUUCACAUUGAGGCUUUUUUUGAGGAAACUGUUGUUAAGCCUACUUGGAUAUUAAACUGAGACAAUUAAUUGAUUCUAUAAACAUUUUUGUACUGAAAGUAAAAACAACAU
This is a messenger RNA of Gadus chalcogrammus (walleye pollock), 2818 nucleotides long. RefSeq names its product MBL associated serine protease 1 (gene masp1). NCBI's taxonomy places the organism in Eukaryota, Metazoa, Chordata, Actinopteri, Gadiformes, Gadidae. The coding region runs from base 143 to 2308 and encodes 721 amino acids. Gene Ontology annotation, cellular component: blood microparticle; extracellular region. The transcript has 13 exons. Gene Ontology annotation, biological process: complement activation; zymogen activation. The record is from RefSeq and is a predicted model, not a curated record. Gene Ontology annotation, molecular function: calcium ion binding; serine-type endopeptidase activity.